UUCAGCAUUUUCAGAAACGAAUAUACGGCAUUCGCAUCUGAAAGUAAAAGUUGAUGGUACUAUUUCGUUGUUCGGUUUGUGUUUUUUUUUGUUAAUUUUAUUUUAUUAUAACUCGUGAUUAAUUGUUUAUAUGUGCAAACAGUUAUAAAAGAAAAAAAAAGUGACUUCUAUGGAAUAAAUAAGAAAAUGUGGUGGAAUAUUUUAGUAUCAUUAUUAUUACUACCAAAUUUUGCCCUGCUGCAAAAAGAUUGUUCAACAGAUGAACAUGAUAGAUGUGUCAGAAUAGCUGACCCUUUAGUAAAGGAAGCUCAUUUAGUAUUUCCAGACAACCUGAAUGAUAUUGAUUUGGUAUGUAGGACGUGGAACAAACUGGUAGAUUGUCUGAAAACAUAUACUGAACACUGUUUUACUGAUCAAGAAAGGAGACAAUUUAAUAGAGCUGUUGAGAGCCCAAUCGAGAGUGUUCAUCAAAUGUGUAUGCAGCCUGGAUAUCAGAAAGAAUAUCUACAAUAUGCGCCUUGUAUUAAAAAUACAAUGAUCAAAAGAAUCCAUUGCGGAACACAUUACAACUUACUAGUUGACCAGGUAGAGCAAGGCGAUAUCAUAUCAAAAUCUACACUUUGUUGUUCACAUGAGAGAUUUAGGCAAUGUGUUCUUAAAGAAACUAAACGACUAUGCGAUAGAGGCAUUAGUGAUGGUCAAGCUACUAGAUUUGCCAGUCAGUUCAUCGAUAAAGCAUUUAAGUUUUUGCAAGAUCAAUGCAUCAAUUACAUUCCCAAUUCUGGAGAUUGUGUUGCCUCAGAUACACAAACCUCAUAUUCGGAUCGGUCAGAACCUUCUUCCGCGAGCCCCUCCUCUAGUGAGGUUUAUCCAUGGAGUACUAUAAAACAUGAAGCUAAGGAAUUAUCAGCUUCGAGAAUACCUAAGUUAUCUACAAGUAGCUCGUGGCUACCUUCUAGUACUACUACUAGAGCAGAUCCAGAAAACAAUGCUAUAUCAGGAUCUAUCUUUCCAACUCAGCACCUUGGUACGCGUUCACGUCCCGCCUCCUAUGGAAGAGCUAGCAGCUGGUUUCCAGAUGCAUUAUUAAGCACUACUUUAUCUUCCAAUACAUUACCCAAUUUUCCCAGUUUAUCUUCUACUCCAGGAAGCAUUAGAGAACAUACAUUUUCUACUGCUAUGUCGUACGAUAUUAAUGCCGGAUAUAACAAUAAGGUUGAGGAAAAAAGUGUGUCAGCCUCGCCACCCUUUAGACCAACAGAUCAUUCUUCAACAGAUGCGACGUCAUAUAUCUAUUCAACUCUUCCAGAACCAGACACUUGGUAUCCUGCGGCAGGAAACCAGCUGAACAACGAUGUUGAUGAACCCAAUCAGUUGGGCCUAAGAAAGCCUAAAAAUAAUAGUUGCAGGAGUAGAGUUGAUAUUCUUAGAGUGAUGACUUUUUCAGUUGUGAUUGGUUGGUUGCUAAGGACGAUAUAAGGAUAGAAAGAGUCUGGGACAGUUCUAAUAAGCUCAAAGAGAUCUUUGGUUACCUUCUUUAAUGCCUUUUGCAGUGUUAAGUAUAGAUAUUUAUGAUAAUAAUUUAUUAGCGAAUAUAGAGCUUUAAGUAAACAA
Messenger RNA from Anthonomus grandis grandis, 1614 nucleotides. RefSeq lists its product as uncharacterized. Bases 187 to 1479 code for a protein of 430 amino acids. The record is from RefSeq and is a predicted model, not a curated record. NCBI's taxonomy places the organism in Eukaryota, Metazoa, Arthropoda, Insecta, Coleoptera, Curculionidae. The transcript has 8 exons.